CGACAUUGAGCCGACCCCAUGUUCAAGUGCGUUUCUUGAGCGAGAAACCAACCGAGUUCCCCGUGUCACAAUGGCAGCUCCGUCCUCGCCAAUCGAGUAUCCGGCCAGCUCGCCGCCCCCCAGCACCAAAAGGCCACGACCAUCCGACGCGCCGAAACCACAAAGACCCCGCGUCAUCGCCAGCUUCCUGGCUGAUGAUGACUCCGAUGAUGACGAUACUACAAAUCAGCCGUCCCCCAAGCGGCGAAUGCUGCACCAAGAGACCCCAGGUACCCCGGUAGUUUUUGGAGCUGGAGCUGAAGGCGUCGAAGAGAGUUUGAUCGAGGCCCGGCCAGCCCCCCAAGACGCCGCCUCCACCCCGCCCGACAGCCUGCUGCACGAGGCUACCCAGCAGGGAGCAGAGCGUUACGAACGUCUCUUCGGCCUUCAAGGGUUGCCGACACUGGCAGCAUUCACAAGCCACGAUCCGCGCCCGACCCCCUAUCACGUCUCGACAUGUUCCGGCGUCACGAUACCCAUCAAGGAACGCAAGCCCGCCGCGGCAGUCUCGUACGCAACCAUGGUCGCAGCACGGUCCAAGACAAGGGAGGGCCGAGCACACAAGAGCUACUACGGUAUCGCCAUCCACGAGCUCAUCGACGGCGCCAAUAAGGAACUGGCAGCAGCACGCAAGAAGGCCGUAACAACACCCAUUGCCCCACCGGCCAACCCUGACAGACCCAUCUGCUCUGUCGAAACACAACAAACCAACCUCAAAAAGUCGUUCAAGCGCACCAUGCUCUGGACCGAGAAAUAUCGCGCACGCAACUUCAUGGACCUCUGCGGCGACGACCUGACCAACCGUCAAGUCCUCCGCUGGUUGAAGAGGUGGGACCCCAUAGUCUUCCCGCACGCAGCCAGCAAAACCAAGUCAGCAAACAGGAGGCACCACGGUCAGCAACAACAGGGACAGCAGCUCGAGGAAGAGAAACCGCACCGCAAGAUUCUCAUGCUGCACGGCCCUCCCGGCCUCGGCAAGACCACUCUCGCUCAUGUCUGCGCGCGGCAGGCGGGCUACGAGAUCUUGGAGAUCAAUGCCAGCGACGAGCGGAGUAAGGAUGUGGUCAAGGGGCGGAUUAGGACAAGCUUGGGCACAGAAAGCGUCAAGACGGUUGAGAACAAGAGGUCAGAACCGGGAAAACAGCAAAAGGUUGCCCGGCCUGUUUGUGUGGUUGUUGAUGAGGUGGAUGGUGUGGUCGGCGGAUCAGGGGGCUCGGGCGAAGGCGGCUUUGUCAAAGCAUUGAUUGACCUCGUGAUGCUGGAUCAGAAGAACAGUGCCGGUGCUGCGGCGGCCGCUGGUGGAGGGCGACGGAAGAAGGGCGAUGAUUUCAGACAGAUGAGGCCUCUGAUCCUGAUCUGUAAUGAUGUCUACCACCCUUCACUGCGACCCCUGCGGCAGUCUGGACUGGCCGAGGUCAUCCAUGUCGGGAAGCCGACCGUGGACGCCGUCGUCGCUCGGCUCAAGACCAUCUUCGAGAAGGAAGGUAUUCCCUGCGAGAAGGAUGCCGUGCGGAAGCUGUGUGAGGCAGCGUGGGGCAUGACAAACGGCCUCGACGCGAAGCGUGGAGCGGAAAGCAAUGUUGAAGGCGAUCUCAGAGGCGUCAUGGUGAUAGGAGAAUGGGUCGCCGGCCGGCUGCGGGCAACUUCCCCGGACGUCACCCCUUGCCUCACCCGGCAGUGGCUCGAUAGAAACAUCAUCCACGACCUUGCCCAUGGCGGCGGAGCCGCCAGAGGUCUCGGACGAGGCGACACCAGAGAGAUUGUCACACGCAUCUUCCAAGAAGGCGCCGGCUUCCCGAAACAGUCCAGCCCAGCCCUUCAACCGAGCAGGACCACUAAGCACGAACAACCCCAAGCCCAACUCGGCUUCGCCGAGCAACAAAAGAAGUACGCCAUGUCCCGCCUGCAGGAAAUGAUUGAUACCUCAGGCGAGGUCGACCGCAUCAUGACAGAGAUUUUCCUAGAGUACCCCCACCGCGAGUUCAACGACGACUCGUUCCUGACCAAACCCGACAUGGCCUACGAAUGGAUGCACUUCCACGACACGUGCUCUUCCCGCCUCUUCUCGAGCCAGGACUGGGAGCUUGCGCCCUACAUCAGCCAGCCGGCCCUUGCUUGCCACCACCUGUUUGCCUCCCCGCGGCGGUACCAGGCCCAGGCCGCAUCCGGUUACGGCGGCGGCAGGUGGGGCGAGGCGGCAGACGACGGCGAAGCCGACGCCGCCCCUCUGCCCUUCUCCGGAACGAGGGCCGACUAUGCCGCGUACGAGGCCGAAAAGGUCAACCGCGCCGCGCUGCAGGCAAUCCACGCUCAGCUGCCGCCGACGCUCUCCCGCGCGUUCCGCAGCCCGGAGGAUAUCGCCACCGACUUCCUGCCCUAUCUCGUCCGGCUCGUCUCGCCGGACGUGAAACCCGUCAUGGUGGGCGGGAGCAAUGACAAGAUGGGCGCCGUCGCGUCGGUGCGCAGGGAAGCGGAAAAGGUCAUGGUGAAGCGCGCGGCGCAGGUGUUGGCCGAGGUGGGAAUCGCCCUGCAUAGAGGCAAGCUCGAGCAAACGGAUGGCGGUGGCGGUCCGGUCGGGAGGACGCAGUGGGUGUACCGAAUGGAGCCUGAUCUCGACGCCCUCGCCACAUUCGAAACAGCCUCGGCAUACAUCCUUGCCUCCCAAGCGCCAACCCGCUACGCCGUGCGUCAGGUCCUAGAUCAGGAACUCCAAAAGACGCUCGCCCAGAAACAAACCGCGUCAAGACUGGCCCGGCUCCGAUCUGGCAGCGGCGCCCCCGCCACGACUACCCGUCCCGACACUCACCACCUCCUUCUUGACGAUGACAAGGAGAACAAUGGCAUUGCCGCCAGGGCCGCUGUCGGCGAAGACAAGCCCCGUGUCAAGAGGGACUUCUUUGGCAGGGUGAUUGUCGAGAGACCGCUCCCAGAGGCGGAUGGCAACGCUGCCGGGGUCAAGAAGAGGAGGAACAAGGAGGAGAGCGGGCAAGGCGCAAAGGUGUGGGUUACGUAUCAUGAGGGACUGAAUAACGCUGUGAGGAAACCCAUCUCGCUUGAGGAGUUCAUGAGGGGGUUCUAAUGCGAGGAUGACCACGGUGCACUCUUUGGGAGUGUUGAUUGCCUGGACUGGAUAGGUGGGGAACGAUGAGUGAUUGGAUUCGGCAACUUGGGAUUAUGUACUGUGUAUGUUGGCCACGAAGCAGAAAUGGUACCUCAUACUAU
Molecule: messenger RNA, 3261 nt
Organism: Parathielavia appendiculata
Lineage: Eukaryota; Fungi; Ascomycota; Sordariomycetes; Sordariales; Chaetomiaceae
Exons: 2
Coding region: 71-3118 (1015 amino acids)
Cellular component (GO): nucleus
Molecular function (GO): DNA binding; ATP hydrolysis activity; ATP binding
Source: RefSeq, a predicted model, not a curated record